Molecule: messenger RNA, 1257 nt
Organism: Zootermopsis nevadensis
Lineage: Eukaryota; Metazoa; Arthropoda; Insecta; Blattodea; Termopsidae
Source: RefSeq, a predicted model, not a curated record
UGAAUUGAAUUGAAUUAAAGUGAUUGAAUUGAGGAUGUCGCUGCCGUGGCUUGUGACGCUGGUUCUGCUGCUGUUCGUGAAUCAGAGCCAUGGCGCUAGGAUCUUGGGCUUGUAUCCCUUCCCAUCGAGAAGCCACCUCAUCGUCCAAAAUGCUCUGAUUUUCGAGCUAGCCAGUCGAGGGCACCAGGUUACAGUGGUCAGUCCUUUUCCCGUAAAGGAGCCCAUUCCAAAUUACACACACAUCACAGUGGAGUCAGAUGUGAAUGCGUUAAUGGGAGGUCAUGAAUAUGUGCGAGGAAAUUGUGUGACGAUCAAAAACAUGCAAGAAUUAUAUGUAAUUGGUCAUAUGAUUUUCAAAUUAAAUAAAGAUCAUAGACAUUCUCAAACUAGUGAAUUUCUUUUAUGCCAGGAAUUGCAGAAAUAUCUUGACGAAGCUCCACAUGGAGUGAUCUACUUCAGCAUGGGCUCAAACCUGCAAAGCUCGGAACUGCCUGAAUCAAUAAGAAAAGCUUUCCUUGAAGCGUUCUCCAAGUUUAAGCAACGGGUAUUAUGGAAAUGGGAGACGGACUCGUUGCCAGGGCAACCAAAAAACGUAAGGCUCGGGAAGUGGCUGCCUCAAUCCGACAUUCUUGCUCAUCCCAACGUCCGACUCUUCAUCACUCAUGGCGGACUGCUGAGCAUGCAGGAAGCCAUCUACAGGGGAGUUCCUCUGCUUGGGGUUCCGAUAUUCGGCGAUCAGGGUCUGAAUAUGGGCAGGGCCGUGUCAGCAGGAUACGGGCUCAAGAUUGACUUCGUAAACGUCACUACAGAGUCCUUGACGUGGGCUAUCAGAGAAAUCAUCGAAACUCCAACGUACCGUGAAAACGCCCAGCGUCUGUCCAGAAUCUACCGGGACCAGCCACUCACUCCACUGGAUCAGGCCGUGUUCUGGACGGAAUACGUGAUCAGGCACAAGGGAGCGCCUCACAUGCGCUCAGCUUCACUCGACCUCGCCUGGUACCAGUACUUCCUCAUCGCUGUUUUAACAUUGGCUGCAGUAUCAUCUGUAAUUGGAGUGUUCCUGAUUCUGAGGUCAAUCGUGAGAAAGAUUUGUAGUGGUAGGCGCCAGGACACGGAUGACUUGUUAAGACAGAAGAAAAGGAGUUAAAUUUAACCUUAGAUCCUGUAUGCCUGUAUGCAUUCUCCAUGUGCUGACACUCCUUUUAAAGUUUUUGCUUCAAUCUCUCUUCAGCAAUGAAUGAAAUUAUGUCACGGUAA